CUUCCGGUACGGCAACUGGGUUGUCCAAAAGUUAAACCAGCCUGACAUGAAAACGGAGAGAAACACACGUUAGCGUUGGGUUUUUUCCAAUCUACUCAGAAUAACAACAUUUCAAGACUUAGCCGAUGUCUUGGCGUAACGUAGCCGCAUAGAGGAGCCGCAGACAGGCAGUGUUUUGGUAACAUAAUGGGUGGAAAGAAGAAGAAAUCAGCGGCGCAGGGCUCGGCUCCGGUGGCCCCGGCGGCAGCAGCAGCAGCGGGCAGGACUGGUACAGCUGUAGCGGGGAACGGCGUGGCAGAGGAGUCGAAGAAACAGACAGCAAGCAACAAGCCGGUUAAACCAGCCAAAGAGAACAAGUCAAAAGCUCCAAAGACCUACAGUCUUGCCAACACUGCCCAGGUUGACACAGGUGGAGUUGCUGACAAGUCGAUUCUUAAAGUUGCUAUCCAAGCUGACCUGGAGAAGAAGAUCAUCAAGCUGAUCAAUGACUUCAGAGAGGAGAACGGCGACAAAGGGCCCAUAUCAGGCAGGCUUACCAACAAGAAGUUGCUGGAUCUGUACACAGCUCUGCAGAAGUUCAACUUCAAGAGAGAACACAUUGAGGAGGCGAUGAAGAGUAGUGUGCUGUACGGAGGGGAUCUCCACUCUGCUCUCGACUGGCUCUGCCUCAACCUUAAAGAUGAUGAGCUGCCCGAAGGUUUUGCCCAGCAGAUGCAGGAGGAGAAUCAGAAGAGCAGGCCCAAGUUCCAGCCUCCUGCUCAGCAGAAACCUGCAGUACCCAGCCCUAAAGCACCCAACAACACCCGAAAAGAGACCACCAAGGCAACAGAGAAGGAUGAGGCUGCAACCAUGAAGGACUGGAUCUUAAGGUAUGCCGAGCAGAGCAGUGAUGAGGAGGAGGAGGAGGAGGAAGAGGAAGGAGGGAAGAAGAUACACAAUCCUGAACUGGACGAAAAGUUUGAUCCAAAUGACAGAUAUUUGAUCCUCACUGCUCAACUGUAUGACGCAAAAGAAAUGGCAGCUGCAGCCAAGACAAAAGGAGACAAGGCGGGCCAGAGGAUGGCGCAGGACAGGAUACGCAUCAUACAGCAAGAAAUGAAGCAGCUGGAGUCCCACCCCGUGUUCAAUCCAGCUAUAAAAGUGGUAGAUGCGCCUCAAAAGGAAAAGAAGAUAGUUCCUGUCAGGGAGGACAAAGAGGAUCUCGGCUUUAAAUUAUUUGAACAAGCUGAAAAGCCCCCUCCUGCAGAGAAAGUUCCAGUUGUGAAAAAGAACGAGCCAAAGGACAUUCGCGAUUUUGACUACACGGCUCGCAGCUGGACAGGAAAGUCUCCCAAACAGUUCCUCAUCGACUGGGUCCGAAAGAACCUGCCCAAGAGUCCACCACCGUCUUUUCAAAAGGUUGCUGCUGGUAGAUACUGGAGAUCCAAGGUGCGUGUUCAAAGGACAGACGAUGUUCUUGAAGUUUGUCCAACGAUCCUGACUGAGGACAGCAUGCAGGCUCAACAUCUGGCAGCCACUCUGGCACUCUACAACCUGGUUAAAGGACAGUCCGUGCACCAGCUCCUUCCUCCAACCUACAGAGAUGUGUGGCUGGAGUGGAGAGACAGCGAGCAGCAGCAGCAGGAAGAGAGCCGCACUGCUGCCAACAAACCUCGAGACCAGUUCAUCUCACGGCUUCUGACCAGACUCAAACAGCAGCAGAACCAGAACAAAGGGGAGGAGUCUGGAUCCCAGGGCAAGCUGGGGCAGGGCAGUGAUGGGGAUGAAGAGCCUGAGGAGUCCUGGGAGAACCUGGCUGGUCUUGAUAUCGGGGACAGAGGAGAAGAACUGGAGGACAAGAGUGAGAAAAGAGGGAGGAGGGAUGGAGCACUUGAGGCAUCCAGAGAGCUCCUAAUGAAGCUGAAGAAGUCCUCACUGGCCCAAAAACUGAAGGCAGAGCGAGAGCAGCUUCCUGUCUUCCAACACCGACACCAUGUCCUGGAGGCUCUGCAGCGCCAUCCUGUGGUAGUGGUGGCUGGUGAGACAGGCAGUGGAAAGAGUACUCAAAUUCCUCAGUUCCUCUUGGAGGAGCUAUUAACAGGAGGCAAAGAGGCGAAGCCCUGCAACAUCGUGGUGACUCAGCCACGCAGGAUCUCUGCCAUGAGCCUGGCCUGCAGGGUCAGCCAGGAGCUGGGCUGCGAGGAUGGACCAGGAUCAAAGUCGUCGCUGUGUGGAUACCAGAUCCGGAUGGAGAAUCAGUCUGGGGAGUGGACCCGCCUGCUGUACUGCACCACUGGAGUUCUGCUCAGGAAACUACAACAUGACAAACACCUCAGCUCCCUGACGCACAUCAUCGUAGACGAGGUCCAUGAGCGUAGUGUCCAGUCAGACUUCCUAUUAACCAUCCUGAAAGAUGUCGUUAUGAGGAGAUCAGACCUGCAGCUGAUCCUCAUGAGUGCCACGGUGGACUGUGACAAGUUCUCCAACUACUUCAACCGCUGCCCAGUGAUCAGCAUCCCUGGCAGGACUUUCCCAGUGGAGGUGUACCACUUAGAAGACAUAGUGGAGCAGACGGGGUACGUCCUGGAAAAGGACUCGGAGUACAGCCAAAAAAUUCUCGAAGAAGAAGAGGAAGUUAGCAUCUCUGUCACACAGAAAGGUGGCAAGACAUUACAGCACCAGGAGGUGAUAGUGAGAGACUCCUCCGGCUGGGACCUGGGUCCAGAUCUUGACCAUUUCAGCAGCAGGACUCGACAGGUUCUGCAGUACAUGAACCCUAACAAGAUCAACAUGGACUUAAUGGUUGACCUCAUCGACUACCUAGACAAAUCUCCACAGUUUGCAGAGUUGAACGGAGCCGUUCUCGUGUUCCUGCCCGGCUUGGCUCACAUCCAGCAGCUCUACGACCUGCUCUCCUCGGACAAGAGGUUCAGGGACAAAAACAGAUACAGGAUUGUUGCUCUCCACUCGACUCUCUCAUCAAAGGACCAGGCUUCUGCCUUCACAGUGCCACCUGCUGGAGUCAGAAAGCUCGUCUUGUCAACUAAUAUUGCUGAGACCGGUGUGACUAUUCCCGACGUUGUGUUUGUCAUCGACACUGGAAAAACUAAGGAAAAUAAGUACCAUGAGAGCAGCCAGAUGAGUUCUCUGGUGGAAACUUUUGUUUCCAAAGCCAGCGCCCUCCAGAGGCAGGGCAGAGCAGGACGUGUCCGAAGCGGCUUCUGCUUCAGGCUGUACCCAAAAUUCAGGUUUGACGGCUUCAUGGAUUACUCCAUUCCAGAGAUACUACGGGUCCCACUGGAGGAGCUCUGCCUUCAUAUUAUGAAAUGUCAGUACGGCUCCCCGGAGGACUUUCUGAGCCGAGCCCUGGAUGCACCUCAGCCUCAGUCGGUCAGUAAUGCCGUCAGCCUGCUGAGGAAGAUCGGUGCAUGUCACCCCGACAGUCAUCUCCUCACCCCUCUGGGACACCACCUGGCGAGUCUUCCAGUCAAUGUGAAGAUUGGCAAGAUGCUCAUCUAUGGAGCCAUCCUCGGCUGCCUGGAGCCCAUAGCAACCAUCGCAGCAGCCAUCUCAGAGAAGUCUCCCUUCUCCACACCAAUGAACAGGAAGGAUGAAGCCAACCUGGCCAAAGCUGCCCUGGCAUUGGCCAACUCGGAUCACCUGACCAUAUACAAUGCAUAUCUGGGGUGGAAGAACUCACAGAGUGACGGACAGAGAGCAGAAAUGGCCUACUGUAGAAAACACUUCCUCAAUCGCACAGCUCUCAUUACAAUAGAGGGUGUGAAGCAUGAGCUGAUGAAGAUGAUGGAGCAGGUGGGUUUCUGGUCAUCUCGCUCUUCCUCCAAGCAGCAGAUAACGGCGCUGUCCAAGCAGCAGAUCUCUUUCGUGAACGCAGUGCUGACUGCGGGGCUCUACGACAGCGUGGCCCGGGUCUUGUGCACCCCCUCUGUGGAUGUGCUCGAGCGAGUGGCCUGCACAGUGGAGACGCCCCAGGGCAAGGCUCAGGUCCACCCCUCAUCUGUUAACCGAAACCUGCAGACUCACGGCUGGCUGCUGUACCAGGAGAAGGUGAAGUACACAAAGAUCUACCUGCGAGACACCACUCUGAUACCUCCUUUCCCCUUGCUGCUGUUUGGAGGUGAUAUUGAUAUACAGCACAGAGAGAGGCUCAUCACAUUAGACGGAUGGAUCCACUUCCAGGCUCCUGUACGGAUUGGUGUGAUCUUCAAACACCUGAGGAAGCUGAUGGACUCUCUGCUUGAAAAGAAGCUGGCAAACCCAAGGAUGAAUCUUGAAGGUGAGAGGACCAUCCAGUUGAUUCUGGAUCUGAUCAAAUCAGAGUGAUAUCGGACCGCCAAAGGAUCUGAUUGCCCCUGAAGAACCUGCAUACUUUCUCCUACACUAUAGACAGACCUCUGUGUCCAGUGGACCUGGGGACAAAGUGCUUCCUAUACGUUCUUGUAUUUGCCUACAGACAGGUGUGGGCUUCCUUAUGAUGAACUGAUGAUCACCCGGAACUCUAACUCACAUUGAGGAGGACUGUAUCAUAUGAAAUGCAAAAAUACAUGCUGGCAUCUGAGAGGAGGAAAUAGAAAAUUAUGUUGCCAAAUGUGGUGGAAAUAAAGCUGUACACAUUUUUAUUUGAAGCUUUUGCGUCAUGGUUGAACUCAAAACAGUAAUGCCUUAAAUACUUUAUGAGUAAUAAAUAGAAGGUGUGAAUGUAGGCUGCAAAACUAAGUUGAAGAUGCAACUGUUGAAAGAGAAACUUUCAUACUUCAAAUGCUGAGAACAAUAGUAACUUCAUUUAUACUAAACCAACACCAGGUCAGUUGCACAGCGAGAUGCCAUUUACUCCCUCUCUACCCCUGCAGUUUCAAACUGAAGUCACAGUUUGUGCUGACAUAAAUACAGCAAAAUCAAAGUGCAAAAAAUUCCAACAAUCCUCAAGUAUUCAGAAAACAUUGUAUGUCAUCUUCACACAAAUUACUUGAAUGUCAACGUAGGGCAUACACCUGAAUCUAACUUAACUCUUUUACAAUAGAAAAUAAGCCUGUUGAUCAGCACAUGAACUUAGCAAGACUCUCAAAGUCUUAGAAUGAAGGUUGUGUCAAAGAACAGGACUUUCAUGGCAAGGCAUAAGAAGAAUCCAUAUUUUGUACGCUGGA
Epinephelus moara (kelp grouper) is the source of this 5144-nucleotide messenger RNA. It is a transcript of the gene dhx29, whose product is annotated as DEAH (Asp-Glu-Ala-His) box polypeptide 29. The coding region runs from base 187 to 4323 and encodes 1378 amino acids. Gene Ontology annotation, molecular function: RNA binding; RNA helicase activity; ATP binding. Gene Ontology annotation, biological process: translational initiation. Lineage: Eukaryota; Metazoa; Chordata; Actinopteri; Perciformes; Serranidae. The transcript is spliced from 28 exons. Gene Ontology annotation, cellular component: intracellular anatomical structure. The record is from RefSeq and is a predicted model, not a curated record.